Molecule: messenger RNA, 3084 nt
Organism: Nerophis lumbriciformis (worm pipefish)
Lineage: Eukaryota; Metazoa; Chordata; Actinopteri; Syngnathiformes; Syngnathidae
Source: RefSeq, a predicted model, not a curated record
AUGCCAGACGUGAGGCCUUCACCGGCAUGUGACCACCACCCCUCCGCCCACACACCUGGUUGCCACCCUUCAGAGAUGGAACCUUGUGUCUCACACAUGCCCCCAUACGCCGCCCCGCUUUCUGCCUUCCCCCGGCACCGAGCCCCAGGCCACCAUCAGUGGUUCCCGCUUGCAUCCCGGUGUAACAGCAGCACCUUGCUGUCUAACUUAAGACACUGUCCUGGUCAAGCAGGCCCCGCAGGGACAGAGUCAAGGCCAGAUGUCCUCACAGGGGGGCGGCUGUACCGCAGUAUGGAGAACUUGAACUGGAACCCGGUACUAGAAUCAAGUCUGUGCUCGUCUAGUGAGUUUAUCUUGCGCUACACGGCUGCUAGUCACUGGUAUGACGGCCCACCAGAUGGGUCCAACCCGGAGAGUCUAGCGUAUUACCCUCAACACAGUCCCCGCAGGAAGGACGUACCCAUUUUUCCACAGUUGCUAUUUCCCAGCGGAGUGGAUGAAUGGGAUGCCAGAAAAGGUCUCAGGGAAAAGCUCCGCCUCCAGAGUGCAAGGUCGGCAGUAGAGCCUGUUAAGACCAUACCCCUGAGGACCACGGAAUCCGCCCCUGCAGAUCCGAACUUGGGGUGCCGGCGGGCUGGGGCGCGUCUCACUUGCCGUGAUGAGAUCAAACAGGAAGUUCUGAGGAAACUUCAAUUGCGGCGGCAGAACAGUAGCCCCAAUCUGGCUGUCCACGCAGCUCCAUGUAGCGCAAAAGUGCUACCAAUGUGCCGCACUUCAGCCCCCAUUUUGGGAGGUGACAGCGUCCACCGAAGUGUUCCCCUUGCACGUCUGUACAUCCCCACUUUUGAGGAGUUUAAAAAAAUGAGGAUGAAAGACCAGAAUCAGGUGUCCACUGCAGGGUCUGACGUCUCAGGUCCCCAAUGUCCCACCGCUGGGGACGGAAUAAAUUCUCCGAUCCGCAUUGGACCCUCUCCGAGGACCCCGCUGCAAUCUUCAAGCCAGGGAGGAUCUGGUGACAACGGGCGGCGCAGGAGGUCCAGCUUGGAACCGGUCGGGUCAGUUCCGUUCCUGCCCCGUAAAGACCGUGGUGGGCGGCCCUCCAGUUGCUGCCCAGCACUUCUUCUGGAGGGAACCGAUUUGUCCAGCUAUGGUGCAAAAUUCUACAAAAUGAAGGACGGACUCAUUGGAUCAGCUCUGGACCUCAUUAAGAAGAGCUGCAGUGCAGACAUCUCCUCCGAGGCCCCCGUCCGGCUGUCAGCUGAGCGGGACAGAGACGCCACCGCCACCCCCCGCCAACCCCCUGCCGCCGUCUCCAUGGCAACCGCGGCAGGAGCCGAGGCUGGCCACCAGACGCCCGCAGCAGCAGCAGAAGAAGAAGACGGCGAAGGCGAGGGAGCGGGAGAAUGCCUGCCGGGGGUCUGCCGGCGUUCCAGCUCAGACGCCACGUACGAGCGAUCGCAGGCAGCCGGCGAUUGUCGUCUGCGAGCGCGCCGUGUCGACCUCAUGCCGGCUAAUGAUGAGAUGAAGGCAAAGAUGGACGACGCAUCACAUGGACGAUAUCAUCGCAGGGAGAGGGACAGCGCUCCUGCAGCACUUCGCGGCCACUCGGAACCGCCGCGUGAUGAGCGUCCAGUAGGCUCUGAUGAACUAUUAAGCUCAGAACGGCGGCCAGGCCGCGGCCGGCGCCACCGUUGGAGCACCAUCAGCAGCCUGAGUGCCGACAGUGGCGUGGUGGGCCUCAGUGAGGAGGAUGACAACAAUGGCGAGCCCCGACGGCGGCGACGCGGUGCCGAAGUGGAGCGGGCCGACAGCGGGAUCGGACCUGGCCUUUCGCGAGCCUGGAAGCGACCCCCGUUGUGCGCAGACUGCGGUCGGCGGGACGAGGCGUCAGAUGGCCAGAGCGCAUGUGAACGUUGCGCCAAAUCACGGGCGGAGCGCAAAGAGGCUGUGCUGGAGUUCCUCAACACAGAAUGCAGCUACGGCGAGGACCUGAGGAUCAUCAAAGAGGAGUUUUACGAGCCCAUGCGAGGCGCCGGACUGCUUAGCGCCGAGCAGCUAGCAGUGGUGUUCGCUAACGUUCAGGAGCUCGGCGACGUCAACGAGAGGUUCACGGAACAUUUGCAGGACGCCAUCGAACACGCGUUGGACCGGGGUGACGAGGAUCUGCUAACAGUGUCAGUGGGAGAGAUCUUUCUAGAGUUCGUCAACAUGCUCCCGGCCUUCCAGACGUACUGCCUUCAGCAGUCGGCCUCCGUCAACAUGCUUAACGCGCUGGAGAAAGAGAAGGAACUGCUCAGGAUCUUCCUGGACGUGUCCCAGAACGACAACACUGCCCUGCGCCGCAUGAACCUGCGCUCGUUUCUCAUGGCGCCUUUGCAGCGUGUCACCAAGUAUCCGCUGCUCCUCAGCCGCCUGCUCAAAGUCACCCCUGAGAAGCACCCCGAAUUCGGGCGUCUCCGCGAAGCCAAGAGCCGCGUGGAGGCCCAUCUGGAGCAUAUCAACACUAAGACCAAACAGCAGGAUGGCAACGGCGUGGCCUCCUGGUCCCUGCGGUCUUUCCGCCGCGACAGCCGCAAGAGCCGGGAGCCGGUGGACGCCGAAAUGCGCGAGGCCUCCAUCAAAACGCUGGGCUGGACCCGGGAGGACGCCCGCUUCGUUAUGGAGGGCCCUCUGCAGCUCUCCCAGCCGGCUGACGGACAGUGGGUCAAGAAGGGGAGCAAGGCUCUCAAGUUCCAAAACGUCCAGAGUCUCCUCGUGGUCAGGACGCAGCCGUGCCAAGCAGGAGAAAGCGUCCAAGACGGAGUUUUGGUCCUCAUCAAGGACAAGAGCGGCGGAAAGUUCACCGUCAUGCGCGAACCCAUCCGCCUGGCCAACUGUGUGGUGUCCAUGGACCCUGAAUGCCAGGACACCUUCGAGGUUCUGGACAUCCGCCGUGAGGCCUUUGUCUUCCGGGCGGCCGACAAGUCCAGAACGCACAACUGGUUCAAUCAGAUGAAAAGGUACGCUCGCGACUUGGGUGCCUGGCGCAAGAGACGCAACGCUUUACCCAACAUCAUGAUUAACACUGCUCAGAGUCGGUCCUGA